AUAAUUACACGCGUGAAAAGAGUUCUCUCUCUCUCUGUGGUGACUGUAAUUACUGUGUAACUCUGAUGUUAUUUAAAAUGAUGGUCCAAUCAAAGGCAGAGGCUGUUACUCCAAUCUGUCACUUGAUCUCAGCCUCUGACAGCGGCAGUGUCAGCCUCCCUUUUCUCUUCUCACACAUGAGCAGCAAACCGGAUUAUUGACAGCACAUUUACAGAAGGUAAAGCUGCGUAUUAUGGAGAUAAUUUACAUAAUCAACCCACUAAUGGUUUUGUUCCUCUGCGUCUCUGUGCAGUCAUUUGUGUGGGCAAGACAAUCCAAGAAAAUACAAUAUCAGAAGGGCACACCUCCUGGACUUUGUGAUGGUACAAAAUUACUGAAGCUAUUUACAUUUUUCCACAGCACCACUGUAUGACAAGCUGUGGUAGCAGCGUUGCCUCACAGCAGCAGCAGCAAAGCAGCAGGCCAAUAAAAAAGGGAAAUACAGUCAGGAGCCAGGCAGGCUUUUCCCCUGAGAGCCGCACGCACCCACAGAGUGUGAGGACUCCUGCUUAGGGCAGGGUUUCCUGCUCCACACAGACACUCAGUGAAUUCACCUUUUAGAGAGAGACACUUUGCAAAGCCCUCUUAUUGGAGGACAGGACCCCGUCUUGUCUCUGUGUGCUCUCAGGCCCAUUCAGACACCAACAGACUUACAAAGCGCCAUUGAGGACAAGCAGACAGGACUGAGUCUGAGGGGUGGUAGAAAACAGCCCAGUGUUUUUAGGCUCGCGGUACGUUAAGGACAAAAAUAUCUCGAAGGAAAAAGAAAUCUGUGUGACUCUUUUAGAGCUUUUUUUUUAAGGUCAGUGCAUCACUUUAAAAUCUCAUUUCAACCCAAACUGAGCCUCGUUUUUAUUUUCUCUCAGCAAGUUUCUCCACAUUAUGUAUUUUGUCGUUUGUGUCUCGAUGUUUGUUCUUUGGGUAUUUUUCAGCAAAAGCAGGCAAGAAAAAGCAAACUCUACAUAUUUAUUAAUGUCAGAAUGUCAGAAUCAGGAACCCGGCCUUAGAAACAUACGACGGUAAGAACGGGACAUUUUUUCAAUCAGCAGGAUUUCUUCCCAUUUGAAAAAACUGCAUGUUUGUAUGAACUCUUAAUAAGAAACGGGAAACUGUGAAGGGCUUUGACUCUUAACUCUGCUUGUGUUGGCUCACUGUGUGGAUUAUGCACACAGCCACACUGGCACAAACUCACACACACUUAAAUAAACAGAGUAUGCAAGUCUUCUAGUUGCAUGCACAACUGAUUUGCCCGCUGCACCGUCUUCAGUUGCAAGUGUUUGAGAGGAACCCAGUCGGCCUCACUGCGAGGCUUCUGUGUGUUUGGUUUGUAUGGUCUGUCAUGGUUCGGACUCCGCUUGGCCCUUGAUCCCCAAGGAACCUGUUUCUGACACGGACCUGGGGAAUGCCGGGUGCCCAGGCUUUCAGCUGUGAGAGGGGCUGCGUGCAGACAAGGAGCCUAGGUGUGAAGACGAGGAGGAUGACGACAUAAGCGGGACGCUAGAAGGGAGGAUCUUUACCUCAGCACGGGAUACACAUCACUAGCUUCAUCAGUCUGCAGUGGGGUUGCAUUUUGCCAUCACAGGUUUAUGAAAUGUCACUUUGACAUCAGUCUUCCACACAACUUCAUGGAGUCAAUGCUCCAUAGAUAUGUUUUCAGGAAAGGUCCCCGGUUACUUUUCAGACAUGAAGGUGACUUUACUAUAGAAAUAAAGUUAUUCUUAUUAUCGUGUUCAGAUGACAUCGACUUCAUGGAAAGGAGUGCACGUCUGAAAGGAGUGUCAGUUUGUGUUUUUGUGGUUUGUCCCUUCCAGCGUCCCCCACCACCAGCCUCCUUGUCCAGAGGGAACAGUUCCCACCUCUGUGAGCACCUGCAGGCCAGGCCUGCUCUGUCCUCUCUCCUUCCUGCAGGCUUCGGUGCACCUGGGAAUGCAAACUGCCAGUGUAGGUGUUUUAUAGGAAGUGGGUGUAUGCUCAGGCUUUCUCUCGCUCUCUGCUGCCAGGUCACCCUCAAACAUUACAAAACAUAACAGCGACCACACACUGCAGGAUCCAAGGCACACAAUACGACUGAGUCAGAAUCAGUUUUUGAAUUUGAGAAACGACUCUUUGUUUUGGCUCUUAAUAAGAACUACUGGAAGGGAAAAUUCCCCAUAUCCAGACGUUUUUUGGCUUUAGGAAACACUAGGCUGAGCACUAGAGGAGGUUUUUAGACCUGCUGCUGUGUUUCAUUUUGUUACAACAACUUAACUCUUCCUUCCUACCCUGCCCGACCCUCUACUACACAGGUGUCCAACUCCAGGCCUCGAGGGCUGUCCUGCAGGGUUUAGACGUGUCCUUGAUCCAAAACAGCUGAUUUAAAUGGCUAAAUGACCUCAACAUGUCUUGAAGUUCUCCAGAGGCCUGGUAAUGAACUAAUCAGUUGAUUCAGGUGUGUUGACUCAGGGCGAGAUCUAAAACCUGCAGGACACCGGCCCUCAAGGCCUGGAGUUCGACACCCCUGCUCUACUAGGACUAACCCACGAAGCCCUUUUGUGAACCGAGUGCUUUCUGUCCAGUUAUUUUGUUCUGCUCAUAGAACAAAAUAACUGGUUGUGGAUCAGAGGUUAAAUGAGGAGGGUCUCCACUGGAAAAGCCUGGAAGCCAUAGUCUUCUACCUGCAUCUUUAUUGAUAUGUGCUGAGCUGUCAAAGCCCAUGAUGAAGCCUGCAGAGGAGGUCGUCUGUGUCCUUUGGCAACAUUAGUGCUUUCAAAAUAACAUAAGUUGACACGAGGUAUGUGCUCAUUUCUUUCAUGCAUGUGAGUGUGCACGCAUGCCACAACUGCCUGAGGAGCUGACGUCUCGGCUCUCGUCGUAAGAGGAUGAAGUGUCUGUCAUGCUAGCGUAAAGGCAUGCCGUUUGAGCCUGAAGCUCUGGCCCCGUCCAUCAGCGUGAUGAGAUGUUCUCUCCUGAACACAGUCGACCUGUCAGGGCGCAGGGACGUGGACGUGACUGGUCCUCGAGCAGCAGCUAUGUGAAUUUUCAUCUGUAGCUUCAUGGUGGCAGCUCCCAUCUUUGGUUACCUGGGCGACCGCUUCAACAGAAAGGUCAUCCUGAGCUGUGGCAUUUUCUUCUGGUCCAUUGUUACCCUGUUAAGCUCCUUCAUCAGUAAAGAGUACUUCUGGCUGUUUGUGCUCUCCAGAGGACUCGUGGGCAUCGGAGAAUCCAGCUACUCCUCCAUCUCUCCCACCAUCAUAGGAGACCUCUUUACUAGUAACACCCGCACCAUGAUGCUCUCUGUCUUCUACCUGGCCAUCCCCCUGGGAAGCGGGCUGGGCUACAUCCUGGGCUCCAGCGCCAAGGAGGCUGCAGGAGACUGGCACUGGGCACUAAGGGUGUCCCCAAUUUUAGGCAUCACUGCAGGCUUUCUCAUCCUGCUCUUUGUCCCUGACCCAAAGAGAGGGAGUGCCGAUCAGCUGGGAGGUCGCAUCAGGAGCCGCACCUCCUGGUUGUGUGACAUGAAAGCGCUCGCCAAGAAUCGGAGCUAUGUGUUCUCCUCCUUGGCUUCGGCAGCAGUCUCCUUUGCCACGGGUGCGUUUGGUAUAUGGAUUCCUGGCUACCUGUUUAGAGCCCGGGUGGUGCAGAAGACGGCAGAGGCUUGCACAAAAGAGAUUUGCAGUAGCACAGACAGCAUGGUGUUUGGGGCCAUCACAUGUGUGACGGGGCUGUUAGGCGUGGUCAUCGGGGCUCUCACCACACGCCUGUGUCGCCAGAAGACAGAACGAGCCGACCCUCUCGUGUGCGCCGUCAGCAUGCUGGGCUCGGCCAUCUUCAUCUGCCUCAUCUUCGUGGUGGCCAAGAAGAGCAUCAUUGGAGCUUACGUUUGUAUCUUUAUUGGAGAGACGCUGCUUUUCCUCAACUGGGCCAUAACAGCAGACAUCUUAAUGUUUGUUGUUAUACCCACGCGGAGAGCAACAGCUGUCGCGUUUCAGAGCUUCACCUCUCAUCUCCUGGGUGAUGCAGGAAGUCCAUACCUGAUAGGCCUGAUCUCCGACGCCCUUCAGCAGAAGUACACUACAUCAGCACUGUGGCGGUUCCUGAGUUUGGGCUAUGCCCUCAUGCUUUGCCCCUUCAUCAUCGUCCUGGGGGGCAUGUUUUUCCUGGCUACUGCGCUCUAUUUCCUGGAUGACAAAGAUAAAGCCGAGGCCCAGUGUAACCAGGCAACACAGCCCCCGUCUUCAGUCAAGGUGACGAGCAAAUGAGGAGCUACCUGAACGCACAACCACACCCGACAAAGGAUGACUAGACGGCGAUAAAAAGAAAGGCUUCUUUAUGCUCCCAGUCAUCCUCCCCCACGAUCAUCAUCAUCCUCCUCCUCCUCCUCCUCUUGGCUCCUGCUGCUCUCUGUUUUUUGCAGUCUCGCUGAGGUGACUCGGAACUGGAAAGAGGGAGCGUCUUGCCCCUCCAUCUAAACCACAGCCCAGUGAGAAGGUGCUCAAGCCACCCUCCAGUUAGAUCGUGUCCUCCUCGCCUCUGUCUGUGAGGAUCCGCUGAACUUUUGAAGGAUAAGGUGCAGGCAAAGUCCCCUGUAAGCCCUCCUGAUGCUAAACUACUGAAUGCUGACCACGAACCUGCCCUGUCUGUCUGCCUGUCUGUCUCUUAUCGGCUGUCGAUCCGCAACAAGUGCCAUAGCAUCAUUACAUUCCUUCAGAUUUGCACUGACCGCCAACAGCCCUUGUGAAUUCAUCACUAGCUUUGUUUACAUGCAUUCGUCAAAGCCACGCAUGCUCUGCUGAAGCUAAAGCAGCCUCAUCGGUUUCUCUGUGGCGCCCUCGCACGCUGGCUUUCUGUGCUUGAAGCCUGUAAACAGACGAGAUGCCAGGAGCCAGUGAUGCAACCGCAGGGAAACGCAGCAGCGGUGCAGGUGUUGUUUAUCUCUUCAAACAAGCCUCCGAUAAUGCGACUAAUGUCGCAUUACUCAUCACAGUCUCACCGCAGUAACAGCAGAAACGUGAAAUUCAGUGUUUACACUAUAAAUCCAGUAUUUUCACAGUGAAAGUUUUGCCGUGCAUGUAAACAAGCUAGAGCCAAAAAUGUGUUGCUUUGGAAAAGGUCAGUGAACAAGCCUUAAAGUCGGAGCUUUCACACCUGCAGAUGUUUUCUUUGAGCCCCGUGUGCGUUUCCACACGUUAUGUUCGGAUUGUGUUUGUCUGUGUCGUUUUCUGUUUAUGUCGGAUUUGAAACUGGAGGUUACUGCCUAUGAUUGUUUCCUAACCGUGAUGAUGCAGUCUGGGCAAUUUAAAGUGGACACUGGAUAUGUAUAGUUUAUAUAAUUUAUAUUUAUAAUUUAUUAUAUUCAUGCUUUUUCCAAAAGUAAAUGUCAUUUUUAUGUACACGAGAAGCAAUACUAAAAACAUUUAGAAGAAACCAACCUUUUUGUUUCACACUGCCUUAUCAGUGAGCUUGGUUUCCCUUUAAAGAGGUCGCUCUCUGAUGGUUGGUUUUGAAUUUCUGGACACACCGCCCACCCACACAGGAACCGAGUCGCUCUUAAUGGUGGAUCGCAGUCCAAUCAUCAGCGGUUACAAUAACAGGCAUUGUGAAAAGAGGCCCUUCCCCUCCAAUUGCAGAUAUCCCAUUGCAUGAUUAGAAGAAAGGACCUUUGGAAAGAGCUGGAGAUGCAGUCAUCAGUUUAUUAGCGAGGGGAAUCAAAAUCCCAGACAGGAACAGGAAAUGCGAGCUCUUAUCGUUGGAAACUGAUGAAUGAGGAAUCCCCCUAAAGAGCUGAAAGAGCUUUAUUUCUGCCUGUCGUUUCCAUGGAUACCGGUACACAUCUCUCACGAAAAAAACAAAACAAAAAGUGUCAGUGAGGAAAGCUAUAGCGUGUAGCUUGUACAUAAUUAAUACAAGCUAUCGUGAAGGGUUGCUUUUGGUGAAUGUGAUUAUUCUGAAACCUCAGAGCCACUAAUGGAAUCACAGGUUUCACAGGAAAGAUGCACUUUGCAGACCUCGAAGGCACCACAGAAGGCAGAGGAUGCACUGACCUGAGCUGAGGAGUAAAAGGAGACUCCGAGUUGUUCUUGUAGCAUUGAUGUGUGAGCAUGACUCACUGGCUGUGUGGGGGUGCUGUGUGGGCUGUGUCCUUGCUGCCAGAUCAUUAGCUUUAGCUUCUUCCUCCAACUGCGUGGAGCUCUCUGAAUGUGAUUCUGUCCCACCCGAUGUGUUUACACCACCCUCAUCUUCUUAACGAACUAAGCUUCUUACCUUCCAUUUAUUGAUCUUGUUUUCCUUUGUAAUGUUAUCAGAGGACUUUUUGAAUACCUACAGUAGAGAUAUAUAUAUAAAGCUAUAUCAUGCAGCGAUUUUAAUAUAUUGUAAAUGAUGGCUUGGAUGCAAUGUAUUUAUUUGUUUGUUACAUAUUGAAGAAUAUUCUAUAAAGGGAAAUUUAAGGCUUCAGUAUACUAGACUUAGCUAUUGUGUCACUGGGUUGGAAACCUGUCAUACUGACACAACACACGCCCCUUUUGCAUUAGCUGGAUUACGAUUGGACAUCUCCCACGUGUAGACACACAAAUAAAUGCAAUGGGUUGUUUUUAAGACACAUUAGUCUCAUUGUAAGGAUGCAAUUUAUAUUAAGCUCAUUUAUGUGUUUUUAUUUUUUGUUUUUGUUGGUAUAUUUCUAGAUUUAAAACCAUUUUUGCACAUUUAAUGAUCAGGGAUUUCUUUGAGCCACAGCCUCGCACCAUCGACGGCCCGGCCUCUCAGCGCUGGCAUGUCGUCAUCUGUCAUCAGUAGGAACUUUGGCUCUGAUCAGACGAGCCAUGAACCGAGUUUCACUUUGCCAAAAUUCAUUUGAUUUAGCACCAGUCCGUCCUUUAGUCUGUUGUAAAUGUAUGUUAACAAUCACUGAAGUGAUGUCUCGAGGAAAUGCUUCUUGUCAUACAAGAGUCUUGUAUAAAUAAACUCAUGUUGAGCAGAAGAGAAAAAACAAAAAACAGAAGUUAUUUUUAUUUUUAGAGGUCAGUACACGUGAAGUGUCCGAGAAGUCAGAGGGUAUUCUUUUAGAACUGAAAUGUGAUGCUCCUGUGGGUGGAUUGAUGGAAAAAUGUACAGGUCUGUAAAUCAAAUAAACCUAUUCACACACAC
Molecule: messenger RNA, 7161 nt
Organism: Oreochromis aureus
Lineage: Eukaryota; Metazoa; Chordata; Actinopteri; Cichliformes; Cichlidae
Gene: spns2
Product: spinster homolog 2 (Drosophila)
Exons: 12
Coding region: 3072-4277 (401 amino acids)
Biological process (GO): sphingosine-1-phosphate receptor signaling pathway; transmembrane transport; lipid transport
Cellular component (GO): membrane
Molecular function (GO): sphingolipid intramembrane carrier activity; transmembrane transporter activity
Source: RefSeq, a predicted model, not a curated record